CCAUAUUCCUUUUUUCCCCCCUCUGGAAAGUGACUUUUAGCUUUGUAAAACUAAUCAUACAUCCACGCCCUCCGUGUCCCCAAUCGUUUUUAGGCACAUUAGCAAAAUGUUCAGAUUGGUUUUAUGGAGCCUGAAAGAACAUGAAAUAAACUUUCGAAUGACACCAAGAUCAGUGUCAACAUUUUGUCCCCUCACCCACAGGGCAGUAAACUUUAAAGUAUAUUUGUAACAGUUCAGGUCUGCUAGCUUCCUUCUAAUUUCGAAUCCGUUUGUUCUUGGAAAUGUAAAAGAAUAUGAUGCCGCGUAAAAUAAUAGCUAUAGUUUUCAGGCUUUAUUAACUGUACUGUAUUUUUAAAAUUAAACUUGUCCGAAAAUGAGAUGUAAAACAAUACAAAGCCUCAAAAAGUUUAAAGUCAAUUAGCAUUGGGUGCCAGCAAUGAAGUGGAACUCUCCUGACUGGUUGGUGGUUGGACGAAUUGAGUAUGACCUAGAGGGCGCGCUGCGAAAUGUGGAUCACAUCAUGAAAUCUUCCAGAGGAUCUUCUGGGAUCACCCAAGAUAUAAACGCACAAAGAGUGAAAAACCCAAGUUUACCAAUACCAAAAGUCUUCAUCCUGCUCCUCCUACUCACAGGUCUUGCUUCCUGUAGCGAGAACUCCACGACAACACCGCCUCUUGUGACAAGCGCUCCAACUUUAGCAUUCUACAUUGUGGACAUCGAUGUUGAUGUGACUGGGCCUGUGAAGAAUGAAUCAGCAAUUACUUUCUGGCUCCAGGAGGUGUUCCAAAAGAGUCUGGGAAGCUGUGUUCCUACACAAACUGAAAACAUAACAGCUUUACCCCCUCAGUUGCAAACUGCAUCAGCAACCGCUUCAGUCGGGACAACAACCGUGGUGAUGACAAGCAGGACUCAAAGCAACGUUGCAAUCACUGCUUCUCCUACGUCCCACUUACAAAGCAACGACACAACUGCGACUACAACCACAUUACAAAACACUACUGCAGCCACAACCACACUUCAAAACAAUACAACUAUAGCCGCAACAACAUUUCAAAGGAACACUAACAACAACACGACUAAGCCGAACACAGCUAUAGCAGUACAAAACUUUAGCACAACUGCUGUUUCAACACUGCAAUUUUCAAACACAAAUGCAGUCAUUACGACUAGAGGAACAAGCGAUGAUGUUGGCAGCAACAGAGCAAAGAUCACAACUAACAACGCAGUCAAAACAGCAGAAAAAAACAUUCUCAGCUCGAACAAUGCACGUUUCAUUCGACAAGCCAUCCUUAGCAGCACAUCAACUGACUUGUUUCAGGGAGUGGAAGUUUCCUGUGCAAAGAAGUCUGAAAUCAGAACGACCGACUGCUUGGUGAUCUUGGCGCUGAGGGAGAGUGUGGCGCCUUGUUGUAUCCUGCAAACACUCUGCAAUCAAAAUUCCUCUGACAUGCAUACCCAAGGGAAAAGUGCCAAUCGUUUGAAUCCUCUAAACAAUAAAUGCAGCAGUGAUCAUUUGGAGGAAAACAUCUGUAUUUAUACAGAAAAUUCAACCAAUUCAAAAUGUAAAGCAUUUGGAGCGCCUCCAUGUGGUGCAGGUGGAAAUAAAAACUGCAGCUGCAGUGCUUACUGCAAUGGGACUGACGCAUAUUACACUUUUGAAAUUUCGUUACAAGACCCUAAGAUGAACCACACUUACCCGCUGUCACUGAUUUCUCAGCUGAACCAGAGCUGCUCUCCAACAACUAAUGUCUCCUGUGCUUCUAAAUACAAGAAUGCCACCGCAAACUGUGGUCAAGCCGGAGCGAUCCCUCAGUUGUGCAGAGUGAUUUUACAGUUGGGUGAAGCAAUUCCCAUCUGUAACGUCUCCGCAGCCGUAACGAGCGUGUUUCGGUCAGAGGAGAACAUAACGUUUGAUGGGUGGAUCACCAGAGCAGCUAUCUGUCAUCAUCCAAAUGUCAGUACCAAUUUGCUAGACUCUCAGUUCACAUGGAGUCACACAAACCUCGAACAUGGAGAGUUUUGCACGGCACAGGAAUCCUCUCCACCUUUACUCUCCACCCAAACCUGUCAAACAGGGGAAAAUGUAGUGGUUCAAUUAAAGGAACAGUGUGUGCCAGCAAUUUCACCCACGGCCAGUCCAACUGUGACAACCCUACAACUGAACAGUGGUGCCAGCAAUACGACGUCCCCGGACAUCACCGCAGCCUCGCCUGACGACACAGAGGUCCGAGCCAAUGCUCUUCUUGAGCUGACAGCCAAUGUGUCAAGAUUAAACUCCAGUCAGGUGGAUGAGCUUGUGUCUCAGUUGGAGGAUCUGCUGUCGGGCCCCAAUAUCAGCCUGGCUCUGGCCAACACAAGCAUUCAUAUCGUCAGCAACCUGCUGGACGCUUCCGCCGAGACGCUGGCCAGCUCCUCCAGCAGAAUUAUAAGGAUUGUUGAUACAGUAGGCCUUAAAAUGAUCCUUGAAGAAGAAGCAGAGACACUCUUAUCACCAGCUUUGGCUCUGUCUGUCAGAGCGGUGGAUGGUCGUGAUUUUCAACAAGUCCUCUUCACCAUCUCAGACCCCAGCAAUGCACAGGUCCGAGGUGAUCCCAGGUUCCGAAGGAAUGUGAGGAACGACAACUCCAUCCCACAGGGCUCUAUCACGCUGCCCACAUCCCUCACCCAAAACCUCACCUCCGAGGAGCAGCAGAUGGCCUCCAGAGUCCAUUUCAAUUUUUAUCAGAAGAGCACUUUAUUUCAGGACAGAUCCUUAGGAACACGUCGACUUAACAGUGGGAUCCUUGGAGCAAGUUUGGCAAAUUUGACAGUCACAGGACUCAAGGAUGAAGUCCUGAUUCGACUCAGGAACCUGGAACCAGUUCCUGCUAAUUAUGUGGCGACAUGUGUCUUCUGGGACUUCACAUUAAAUGACAGAUUAGGCGGCUGGAACACAAACGGCUGUUAUGUUCAAAACAGCACAGACAACGUGACAGUUUGUGGUUGCAAUCAUUUGACUAGCUUCUCUAUCCUUCUGGACCUCGCCAGGGAGCCUCUAACCAGUCGAGUGCAAGCCACCAUUUUGACCUUCAUCACAUAUAUCGGCUGUGGCAUUUCUGCCAUUUUCCUGGCUUUGACACUCCUCACAUAUUUGGCCUUUGGCAAACUGCGCAAGGACAUUCCAUCCAAAAUCCUGAUCCAGCUGUGCGUGGCUCUCCUGCUGCUCAACCUGGUCUUCUUGGUGGAUGCUUGGUUGGCUCUUUACCCGAAUGCCGUGGGCUUGUGCAUUUCCACCGGCUGGUUCCUCCACUAUUUCCUGCUGGCCGCCUUCACCUGGAUGGGACUGGAGGCGCUGCACAUGUACCUGGGCCUCGUCAAGGUGUUCAACUUGUACGUCCCGUACUAUUUGCUGAGGUUCUCGCUGGCGGGCUGGGGCGUCCCCAUGAUCGUGGUCGUCAUCGUCAUAGCCGUCGACAAAGACAACUACGGCCUGGUGUCCUACGGGAGGUUUUCCGACGACACGACUGAUGACUUCUGCUGGCUGACAAACGACAUCGCCUUCUACGUGGCGGUGGUGGCCUACUUCUGCGUCAUCUUCCUGUUCAACUUCAUCAUGUUCAUUGUGGUGCUGGUCCAGCUUUAUAAGAUCAAGCGGCAGAACCCGCACAACUCGCGGCAUCGCUCCACGGGGCAGGACGUACGCAGCGUCGUGGGCAUUACAAUCCUGCUGGGCCUCACCUGGGGCUUUGCCUUUUUUGCCUGGGGGCCCGUCAACCUCCCGUUCAUGUACCUCUUCGCCAUCUGUAACGCCUUCCAAGGUUUCUUCAUAUUCGUGUUCCACUGUGCGUUGAAGGAUGUGGUGAGGAGGCAGUGGCAGGCAUACCUCUGCUUUGGAAAAAUGAGGAAGGCUGAGGAGUCAGAAUGGAGUCACACAGCAACCCCGAAGAUGGCGAAAAGAGCGACAACCCUUUCCUCAUCUGCAUCGUCGCAGUCCAACAACAUGUCCAGCUCGUCGUCCUUCCUCAGCCACAACUUGCGGCUGACUCACGGCAUAGGAAAUCCGUUAGAAGACAGAAUCAUAACCGCUGAUGAAGAACCUAGCCAGGAUGUCGUCCUAAACAACCUCAACAGCGAGCAUAGAAACCAUCAGACACCCUCGCACACACAUCCACAUUAUACUUAGGCUGGCCUCACGAACACGGUCCUGUCCCGAACAGAGUGGGGUUUUUUGUGGUAAAGAUGCAUAAACCACCAUUACCGUCUGCAUUUCUAAUAUUUUACUUCAUUUAGAUUCUCUGAAGCAUGAAAUGAUACGAGCAACAUCUCUUGGAAAAAUGCAAAACACUUUUACACAUUGUGAUAA
Messenger RNA from Syngnathoides biaculeatus (alligator pipefish), 4342 nucleotides. Its product is annotated as adhesion G-protein coupled receptor G2-like. The transcript is spliced from 31 exons. Lineage: Eukaryota; Metazoa; Chordata; Actinopteri; Syngnathiformes; Syngnathidae. Gene Ontology annotation, cellular component: membrane. Gene Ontology annotation, biological process: adenylate cyclase-activating G protein-coupled receptor signaling pathway; cell surface receptor signaling pathway. The record is from RefSeq and is a predicted model, not a curated record. Gene Ontology annotation, molecular function: G protein-coupled receptor activity. Bases 437 to 4162 code for a protein of 1241 amino acids.